GGGGGUUCGAAGAUGGCAAGUAAGGCGACCAGACAGCUUCCCAGACAACGCUCUCUUCUUCGGUCUGCAGCACGCAUAUGUCCCGGAUCACCACCAACCACCAGAUGUCGGAACCACCUCUUCCAGGGAUCAAGCCAGCCUCUACCACACCGUCGGGGUGCUAGGGCAAGCACCGCUCGGCACUCCUUGAUUCCCUCGUAUCAAGGGGCCGUGGGUUUAGCCUCAUCCUUUCGCAGGAGGACUGUCGCACCUUGUAAAUAUGCACCCUGGGGCCGCGCUGCCAUGUAGGAGCACCCAGCCAGAGGCCGGUCAUCGUAAGUAAUACCAGAAUGGACUUCCCCCAUCGGACUCUGGCCCCCCUGCCCUGUGUGUCUCUCCCUUGCCGACCAAUCGCACGCCGCCAGCGGCCGUACCGCUCGAUCUUGCUGCCGUUGCACAGUUCUCAAAAUAUAUUCGUCGUCACCGGUGUCACAAGGUUGAAACGCCAUCUCUGCAAGCCCCGAGCGUACGCCAGCAUAAUAUGCCCCAAGAGCCGCAGCACAGAGACCCCAGAGGGCGCUCGAGUCCACCUAGCCCUGGAACCAGCCACGAAAGAAGUUAUGUCGCAGCUGCUCCCCCCUCUGUCGAGACGAACUCUUGUCCUGUUUCCCGUCGUUCCAGAGUUGCUGAGAGGCACCCAACCGAACCCCCCUGCCUCUCUGUCGCCCGCUGUGAGUAGCCAUCAUGCAGAGGCUGUGUGGCAUGCGCCCCGAAGGGCUGACGGUCCAUUCGAGGUUCAGCCCUCUACCGUCAACGUGUUUCUUCGACUCAAUUCUCGUCCCCUUGCCGGCGUGGAUCCGUCUCGUCGUUACCUUCGCCUUGUUCCAUUUCGUUGUCCGGGUCCUCAUCGUUGACAAGAUCAAGCGGUACGCCGUCAAAGAGGAAUGGCAGAGGCACGCCCAGCUGUCGUUCUACUACUUCUCGAUCCUUGUUGUCUUUC
Messenger RNA from Colletotrichum navitas, 979 nucleotides. RefSeq lists its product as uncharacterized. The record is from RefSeq and is a predicted model, not a curated record. NCBI's taxonomy places the organism in Eukaryota, Fungi, Ascomycota, Sordariomycetes, Glomerellales, Glomerellaceae. The coding region runs from base 330 to 893 and encodes 187 amino acids. The transcript has 4 exons.